This is a messenger RNA of Symsagittifera roscoffensis, 1091 nucleotides long. Its product is annotated as solute carrier family 25 member 32-like. Gene Ontology annotation, cellular component: mitochondrion. Gene Ontology annotation, biological process: nucleotide transport; folate import into mitochondrion. Bases 13 to 978 code for a protein of 321 amino acids. Gene Ontology annotation, molecular function: FAD transmembrane transporter activity; folic acid transmembrane transporter activity. NCBI's taxonomy places the organism in Eukaryota, Metazoa, Xenacoelomorpha, Acoela, Convolutidae. The record is from RefSeq and is a predicted model, not a curated record. The transcript is spliced from 3 exons.
AGGUCGACUUGGAUGCAAGUCUCAAAAGAUGCGCUGGGCGAGUUCUUUAAAAACUUCAGGUCAGUCGAUCUAGCGGCCGGUCUAACGGGAGGCCUAACGUCCACUCUAUGUUGUCACCCCCUAGACAUUGUCAAAAUACGUCUAGCAGUCAACGAUGGUUUCAAGUCACGACCCUAUUACGAAAACAUCAGACAUAUUUGCAAGUCUAUUUACAAAAAUGGAGGUGUUUUCGGGUUCUAUCAAGGCGUGACUCCUAACUUAAUUGGAGCCAGUGCAUCCUGGGGAUUAUACUUUUAUUUUUAUAACGCAUUUAAAAAGUUUUGGGCAAAUGACGGAACUUCACAACCGAAGAUUUUGUCACCUGGAACGCAUAUGUUUUCCGCUGCCUUAUCCGGCGCAGUGACACUGGCGUUUACUAACCCAGUUUGGGUAGCGAAGACGAGACUUUGUUUACAGUACGAGUCUAAUUCGGCUAAUGGGCCGAGUGCUAAGCCGAGAGGUCAAGUUGUGAUGUAUCGGGGAUUUGUUGAUUGUUUACUGAAGACAUACAGACUGGAGGGUGUGAAGGGGUUGUACAGUGGGUUCUCAGCUGGUUUAAUUGGGGUUUCUCAUGGAGCUUUUCAAUUUAUGGCGUACGAAGAAAUGAAGAAAUGGCAUCGGAGAAAGUACUCCUCAAAUGCGAGCAAUCAAAAACACUCCUCAGAAGAGGUUAAGUUGGCCACGAAGUGGUACCUGCUUUUCUCCGCCUCCUCAAAGUUCUUCGCAGUAGUGAUCACUUAUCCCUACCAGGUAGUCAGGGCGAGGCUCCAGGACCAACAUAGAGUACAGCACGGAGUCGCUCAUGUAGUUAAGUACACCUAUACGCAAGAAGGAAUGCGUGGCUUCUACAAGGGACUCCUCCCAAGUAUGGUUCGAGUGGUGCCUGCUACAUGCAUCACUUUCGUCGUUUACGAAGAGUUCAGCAGUGCCUUCAAGUGAUGGAUAUCUAUGCUUCAAAGACAGUCGAUUAGCUACCUGCAGCGCCUAGCAAACAUGGUUCGGAAAUUGUAAAGAAGAUGGAGAGUAUACUAACUGAGCCCUUUGAUGGUGGG